GGCCCCGCUGCUGGCCCCGCCGGCCUACAACUGGCAGGCCUCGCAGCGCUCGGUGCAGGAGCGCUUCUCCUUCAUGUUCAACAACGAGCUGCUGAGCGACGUGCACUUCGUGGUGGGCAAAGGCCGCCAGACCCAGCGCUUCCCGGCGCACCGCUUCGUGCUGGCCGUGGGCAGCGCCGUCUUCGACGCCAUGUUCAACGGCGGCAUGGCCACCACCUCCGGGGAGAUCGAGCUGCCCGACGUGGAGCCCGCGGCCUUCCUGGCGCUGCUCAAGUUUCUGUACUCCGAUGAAGUUCAGAUCGGCCCAGAGACGGUCAUGACCACUCUCUACACAGCUAAGAAGUAUGCCGUGCCUGCCUUGGAGACCCACUGUGUGGAAUUUCUCACCAAGCACCUCCGGGCUGAUAAUGCUUUCAUGCUGCUCACCCAGGCUCGCUUGUUUGAUGAGCCCCAGCUCGCCAGUCUCUGUUUGGAUACCAUUGACAAAAGCACAGUGGAUGCGAUCAGUGCAGAAGGAUUCACUGAUGUAGAUUUGGACACACUGUGUGUGGUGUUAGAACGAGACACCCUCAGCAUUCGUGAGAUCCGGCUUUUUACAGGAGUGGUCCGGUGGGCGGAGGCAGAAUGCCAACGCAGGCAGCUACCGGGGACCUCAGCAAACAAGCAGAAAGUCCUGGACAAAGCAGUCUCACUGAUACGGUUCCCGCUGAUGACCAUUGAAGAGUUUGCUGCAGGACCAGCUCAAUCUGGGAUACUUUCUGACCGAGAAGUCGUUAACCUUUUUUUACACUUCACGUUAAAUCCCAAACCAAGGGUGGAAUACAUCGACCGGCCUCGAUGUUCCCUCAAGGGGAAAGAGUGCAGUAUUAAUCGCUUCCAACAGGUAGAAAGCCGCUGGGGCUACAGCGGGACAAGUGAUCGGAUCAGGUUUUCGGUGACCAGGAUAGUGUCGAUAGUGGGGUUUGGCCUCUAUGGCUCCAUUCAUGGUCCAACGGAUUAUCAAGUUAAUAUACAGAUCAUUGAAAGUGAAACAAACACAACGCUGGGGCAGAACGAUACAGGAUUCUGCUGUGAUGGGUCAGCCAGCACGUUCAGGGUCAUGUUCAAAGAACCAAUCGAAAUAGUGCCAUGUGUGAUCUACACAGCCUGUGCCACUCUCAAGGGCCCAGACUCUCAUUACGGCACCAAGGGUUUACGGAGGGUCCCUCACGAGUCUGCAGCCACCGGCAUGAGCACUUACUUUGUCUUCUUCAGCGCCCCUGGCAAUAACAACGGAACAUCAAUCGAAGAUGGUCAGAUCCCAGAGAUUAUCUUCUACACGUAACCUGGUCACCUGCUUAGAGUUGGUCCCGGCUGUCAGCAAAGCGAGCCCCCGGUGGCACGUAGUAUUUGGCUAUUGUUUUUUCUUCCUCUCUCUCUUUCUCGGCGGUGAUUCCCUCGUGUGGAUGAAGUAUAGAGUACUGAGGUUGAAGCCAGGGGUAAAGAGGGGGAUGGGAGAGUGUAGUUUGGCUCGAGCUAACACGUUCUCCGUGAACUUUCAGAGUAGAAUGCAUUUACUGAUUCUAGAGAGUGGAUCCACAAGUGCCGGUCGGUGAGAUUCUGCGGAGACGGUUUAGAGCAGGAGACCCUCCGUGACGGACUGGUUGGAAAAAGCACCGAUUUCCAAACUAAAAAGCCUAACUAGCUGGAAAUAAUAUUGCCAAGAACAUGUUUUAUUCAGCGGUAACUAUACAAUUAAGAGAAACUUACUGUAGCAGUUGACCUUCCAGUGUUAGGUUUCAGGACUUACUGUUUCAUCAUGGAACUGUGGCAAGUGAUUCUUGGUAUUAUUAUAAUAAAAUAUUUAACUUCAGCCAAAUCACCAUUUGUGAAUCACAAUAGUUUUUCUUCUUACACCUGGCCCGGUCUCCUCGCAAAAGGGUUGAAGGCAAGACAUUUGCUCCUCCCUGCCAGUCUGUGAUGACUUGAAAGUGUCUUAGAUUUGACCCUUUCCUGAUUAUAUUUCCCCUUCCAGGUUAUUGCCCGGCACUGGACACUGGGAAUUGCCACCCCAUUGUUCACUCUGCUCUGCCCAGCUCUUGCCCUGUUGUUAAAUCAUGCCCAAGUCAACUGUAUCUAUUGUGUUUUUCUUCCAUCACCUACCCAAGGAAAGUGCUUUAUGCACCCUCGUAUGGUAUUUGAGUUCCGGGAUUUGCUGUGUUCUGUCUAAUUUGCUUUCAAAACUAUUGUUUAAAAGUUAGCUGGAAUACCUGGCUUGAAGAGCUUCUGGCAUCCAAUCCACAUUUUCAUUAAGAACUCCCUCUGCAAAAAAUGCCAUCAUUCUGGCAUUGGGUCAGGCAGGAUUCUUCAGCCGUUUAUUUCAUAACAAGUCCUUGUAGUGGAGGAGGUUUCGAGGAAAAUUAUACUUUUAUUUUUAAUGAUACUUGUAGGUUCAAGGUCCAUUUAGGGACUUUGAGCUCACAGACUAAACUGACACUCCAGUGCAGUGCUGAGGAAACACUGUAUUGUCGUAGGUGCUGUCCUUCCUUUAGAUAGGAUAAAUUGAAAUUCCGUCUGAAGCCACAGGUGGAUGUUAAUGAUCACAUUACACUAUUUGAUAAGAGAAGGGAGAUUCUCCCUUUGUCAACACUCCUCCAGAUUUAUUGGUUAGUCACUUUAUAGCUGUAAACUGAACCUUCCCAUUUGCCCAAUAACUGCCUCAUGUGUCUACAAAUACGGUCAAUAUCCUUGAAAACAAUACUUGUGAAUUGCUUUGAGACAUUUGAUGUUAUCGAUGUUAUAUUAAACGCUAGUAUUAUUAUUGAAGGCACAUUCUUCAGAGUUAGAGCAAAAAUUGUUUAUUUGUUGGAUUAUUCCACUCACCACUGCGUGCAAUUUUUUCUACUGGGCUCUCGAUUAAGAAGUUACAAAAUUGAUCACUUCUCCUUUGGUCAGCUGGACUCUGCAGCUCGUAGACACAUACCCUAUUUAUGCCACAAUCCUUUUAUUAUGGCUGUGCAAUUGUGAAGAUGAAUUGUAUGUCUUUGUGUGUGAUGGAAAGACUGGAUACAGGUGGCCGCUCUACACAAUGGCUGGCCCACUGCACUGUUCUAAGGUCUUGCUUUCAGCCAGGGAGGGAUGCGAGAUCCUGCUUUGUGAACGUUGAAGAGGAACGUACAUUACACUGUGCGGAUAUUCAUUGCAUAGAGUGGAUACACAGCAGAUGCUCUAUUCAUACGUAAGCAGGACUGUCUUUUAUUUGAGAAAAUGUUGGGCUCCUGGAUGUAGCCCAGUUAGCAAAGAUAAUAUAAGACCAUCUCAAUUUAAACUGAGAAAUGCCUGUCAACACAGUCGCUCUCAUUGGAAUGCUGCGUAUUAUGUACCAAUCGGGCAAUUUAUCAAUCCUCCCUUCAAGUUGAAUCCCAGUCUCCAAGUCACUGCAGAGAUUCUCAAAAGAAUUCCCUGAAUUCAUGUAAUGUUCCUGCCAUAUUUGUUGUGUUAAACCAGUAACAAUUGGGAUUAGACAGUGUAGCUAUGGGUUAGUACUGGACUAGAACUUUUAUUUACUCCGGGUUCAGAUCUUUCGGAUUCCCUUAUUUACGUGAGAGCCCGUAUACAUGGAGUUGUAACAGUUAAUCCAGGGACGUGUGUCUUCUGCAUUUUUUAAUCUGCAUUGGAUAAUUGUAUGUUACUCUCUUCUCUCCUGAAAUAAAACGUGUUUUUAAGAAAA
This is a messenger RNA of Callorhinchus milii (elephant shark), 3709 nucleotides long. RefSeq names its product BTB/POZ domain-containing protein 1. NCBI's taxonomy places the organism in Eukaryota, Metazoa, Chordata, Chondrichthyes, Chimaeriformes, Callorhinchidae. Gene Ontology annotation, cellular component: P-body; cytosol. Gene Ontology annotation, molecular function: protein binding. The coding region runs from base 74 to 1324 and encodes 416 amino acids. The transcript has 8 exons. Gene Ontology annotation, biological process: neurogenesis. The record is from RefSeq and is a predicted model, not a curated record.